Messenger RNA from Sciurus carolinensis (gray squirrel), 7335 nucleotides. RefSeq names its product microtubule associated scaffold protein 2 (gene Mtus2). Gene Ontology annotation, cellular component: cytoplasm; nucleus. The transcript has 14 exons. The record is from RefSeq and is a predicted model, not a curated record. The coding region runs from base 226 to 4326 and encodes 1366 amino acids. Lineage: Eukaryota; Metazoa; Chordata; Mammalia; Rodentia; Sciuridae. Gene Ontology annotation, molecular function: microtubule binding.
GGCUCUCAUUCAGCAGCAACCUAACAGAUAAGUCAUUCCACUGUGUAUCAAGACAAUGCUUGGUUUAAAAACUUCUGAAAAUGAUCAAAGCUGUGUUGCAAUGUGACAUUGUCAGAGGAGGACAACCAGCUUGAGAAUUUCCUGUUAAUCACAUCACAGCUUGAAGGAACCCCCUUUCCAUUAAGUGGGACUGCAUGGCCAGCAGCCCCCAGUGAAGAGUUGACAAUGAGCAUCCCAGCAGCUCCUAAGAAAUCAUGUUUCAAUCAGUUGCGGGACAACAGAAAUGGUGCGAAAAAUAAUAAUGAGAACAUCCUAAGUCUGGGAGAUACAAAUGCCAAUCAAAUCAUGUUGGAGGUCAGCUCCUCUCAGGGUGAGUCCAAGACACAUGACCUGGUGGAUGAAAUUGGAAAUGCAAAUUCAAGUGGGCCAGAACACCACACCCAAUUCCAUAAGGAACCUCACCAACUUCAGAGUCUUGGGAAAGGAUCUCAGACUGCCUCCACCAGUUUAAAAGAUUUUAAACUUUCUCCGACUGUCCAUAUGGAGCUACAUGAAGAGCACACAAGGGAAAGAAGCACAGAUAUCCUGCAGAACCCUUGGAAUGUUCAAGGACCAAGCCUGUCGAGUUGGAGGACUGCAAUGGCUGAGACUAGUCUAGAGGUUUUGGCUAAAAGGGAUGUUGAAAUUCCCAGGCAUGUACCCAAGGAUAAAUUGGCAAAGACCCUUGACAAUGAGGAAUUGAGAAGACAUUCUUUGGAAAGAGCAAGCAGCUCUGUAGCUGCAUUUGGGAGCUUGACUCUGCAGCAUCAGCAGCCUGCACAACUGGAUGUCCUUGAACCCCGGAGUCAUGUGCCUGGAGGUGGGGAAGGACCACAGAGGACAUUGACUGACCACUCUCCAGGGGCAGCUUUCCUUCCAGCUGAUAAUACCUCAGAGGGAAAGAGUGUGUGUCCUCCUAAACCAUCUACCUCAGAAGCCAAGGAGACCAGUCCCUCAGAGACCCAGACAGAAGGGGCACACAGACUGAAUGUUUGCAAUGAGCGCCCAUCACGUGCUGCCCAUCCAGAGCCUGCUCUGAAUUCAGCUUUGGCAUUGAAGGAAAUCCUGAGUUAUUCAGAAGCACAAUUAGGUGAGGGGAAGGAGGAACCAAAGCUGGAACUGAAAUAUGUUCAACCCAGGACUGGGCAGGAGUUAAAGUUGACCCAGGCAGGGGGUCUGGGAUGUCACAAGGAAGAGAGUACAUCACACCAAGACAGAAAGGAGCCACGUGGGGAAGCACACAAAGAAGCCAUGUUUGCAGUUAGCAACCCAUCAAAUAGCAGCCACCACCAUCUUGGGGUGGGGAGAGUCGGUGGAGAGAAGACAGGAAUCAAUGCAGGUGUAGAGGAUCUUCUCCAAGUUACCCCCAAACAGGGAUCUGCUUCCUUAGAAGUGACUGGAAAUCUUCCUACUGGCAAAGUGUCACCAAGUACAGGUAAGAAGUUGAAAGAAAUGACAUCCAGCAACUUUUUACCCAGUGAUGGCCAUUUAGCUUUUGUUCCUAAUGAUCUGACUGACAGCAAGCCCUGGGAUGUCAGUGAGGAGAAAAAGAGAAUGGAGAGUGGGAACAGGGAAAGGACCAUGGUAUUGGCAUCAGAUCCUUCAACAGGAGAGAGCAAAACUGAGAUUCCUGAGCCCCUGAAUCCUCAAAGCAGCUGCUUAGAAGCAGAGGAAAAAAAGAACACAGUACUUUUGGUUGAAAAUGGAAACCUUCCAGAAGAUGCAGCCAAGACUGAAAUCACCCCAUCAAGAGCAGAUUCGAUUCUCAAUACCCCAGCUCCUUUCCACCCAGAGACAACUGUGAACUUGACCCACCAGCCCACGUCACCUAGUAGCAGUUUUCAGGACCUUGGUGUGUUCAGUGUGAACACAGGGUCACCCUCAGCAAUCCCACCCGCCACUGACAGCGUGCGGCUGUUCAACACAUCCACAAAAGUGCCUGAGAAGAACACCUGCCCCAGUGGGAUACCUAAGCCUGUUGUUGCACCUUCCAAGGAUCCACCUUCCUCGGAGGAAGGAAUGGAGAAACAUCAGGUUGAAAAAACAGAAGAAAGGACAGACGUGAAGCCCAUCAUCAUGCCCAAGCCCAAGCAUGUGAGGCCCAAGAUCAUCACCUACAUCCGGAGGAAUCCGCAGGCCUUGGGCCAGGUGGACACUUCACUGGUCCCUGUGGGGCUUCCCUAUGCCCCACCAGCAUGUAGCAUGCCUCUUCCCCAGGAGGACAAGGUGGCAAGUGGAGACCUUAAGCCGCCGGCUAACCUCUAUGAGAAAUUCAAGCCAGACUUGCAGAAGCCAAGGGUCUUCAGUUCUGGAUUGAUGGUGUCUGGCAUCAAGCCCCCAGGACAUCACUUCAGUCAAAUAAGUGAAAAGUUUUUGCAGGAGGUGACAGACCAUCCUGGAAAAGAAGAAUUUUGUUCUCCUCCCUACACUCACUAUGAAGUCCCUCCAACUUUCUAUCGAUCUGCCAUGCUUCUUAAGCCCCAGCUGGGACUGGGUGCCAUGUCCCGUCUACCCUCUGCAAAGAGCAGGAUUCUGAUAGCGAGUCAGAGGUCUUCAGCAAGUGCCAUCCAUCCACCAGGACCCAUAACCACAGCUGCCAGUCUCUACAGUUCUGAUCCUUCAGCAGAUUUAAAGAAAGCUUCCAGUUCAAAUGCUGCAAAAUCCAGUCUACCGAAAUCUGGACUUCGACCUCCUGGAUACUCACGUCUACCAGCAGCCAAGCUGGCGGCCUUUGGUUUUGUCCGGAGCUCCAGCGUGUCCUCAGUCUCCAGCACCCAGUCAGCGGACAGUGUGCAGCCGGAGCAGAGCCGCCCAGCCACCCGUUCAACCUUUGGGAAUGAAGAACAGCCAGCUCUGAAGGCAGCUCUGCCUUCUAAGGACACACCCAAGGGGGCCAGCAGGGCAGCCCCUCCAGCAUCCUCCAGUGUGACAACACCCCGCAGGAGUUUACUUCCAGCACCAAAGUCCACUUCUGCACCUGCUGGAACAAAGAAAGAAGCACAAAAAGAUCAAGAUGCUAAUAAACCUACUGUUUCAUCUCCUAAGAGAACAGCAGCUUCCACCACCAAACUUCAUUCACCAGGUUACCCAAAGCAGAGGACUGUGGUUCCUCGAAAUGGGUUUGCACCCAAGCCUGACCUGCAGGCCCGGGAGGCUGAGCGGCAACUGGUUCAGCGCCUGAGAGACAGGUGUGAGCGGCAGGCCCGGCAGCUGGGCCUCAUUCAAGGGGAGCUGAGGAGGGCGAUCUGUGGCUUUGAUGCUCUGGCCGUGUCCACUCAGCAUUUCUUUGGAAAGAAUGAAAGUGCCCUUGUGAAAGAAAAAGAGCUGUCAAUCGAGCUUGCAAACAUCAGGGAUGAAGUUGCCUUCAACACGGCCAAAUGCGAGAAGCUGCAGAAGGAGAAGGAGGACCUGGAGCGGCGGUUUGAGGAGGAGCUGCGGAGGCUGGGCUGGCAGCAGCAGGCCGAGCUCCAGGAGCUGCAGGAGCGGCUGCAGGGCCAGUUCGAGAUGGAGACGGCGCGCCUGCAGGAGGAGCACCACAGCCAGCUGCUACGGAUCCGGUGCCAGCACCAGGAGCAGGUGGAAGACAUCACCGCCAGCCAUGAGGCUGCUCUCCUGGAGAUGGAAAAUAACCACACAGUUGCCAUCGCGAUUCUGCAGGAUGACCAUGACCACAAAGUCCAAGAAUUGAUGACUACCCAUGAACUUGAGAAAAAAGAAUUGGAAGAAAACUUUGAAAAACUGCGGCUGUCAUUACAGGACCAGGUGGACACCCUGACCUUCCAGAGCCAGUCUCUGCGGGACCGAGCCCGACGCUUCGAGGAGGCUUUGAGGAAAAACACCGAGGAGCAGCUGGAGAUUGCACUGGCCCCUUAUCAGCACUUGGAAGAAGACAUGAAGAGUCUGAAGCAGGUGUUAGAAAUGAAGAAUCAGCAAAUACACCAGCAGGAAAAGAAGAUUAUUGAGUUGGAAAAGCUGGCAGAAAAGAACAUUAUUCUGGAAGAAAAGAUCCAAGUCCUCCAGCAGCAGAAUGAAGACCUUAAAGCAAGGAUCGACCAGAACACGGUUGUCACCAGACAGCUGUCGGAGGAAAAUGCUAAUCUCCAGGAAUACGUGGAGAAAGAAACCCAGGAGAAGAAGAGAUUGAGCCGAACCAAUGAAGAGCUGCUUUGGAAGCUACAAACUGGGGACCCAACCAGCCCAAUUAAACUCUCCCCCACAUCCCCGGUUUACCGAGGCUCCUCCUCGGGGCCCUCCUCCCCAGCCAGAGUCAGCACCACGCCCAGAUGACGUCACCACGCAGCCUGCGGGAGCUCAGGCUUCUGUCCACCCUGGGGAGUGCUGACCUUGUGCUGGCCAAGGGCCAGCGGCCGCCCUGCGCGCAUGCUCAGUAGCUGCAUAAUGCAUCCUAGGCAGCAUCCUCUUCUGACCCCUAUGUAAGACUGUCCUGGUAUUGGCGCUUAGGAAGGUGUAAACGGUAGAGUCUGAUGUGCAAAAAACGUUUUACCAUAGUUUAGAGCCAAAAGACAACUCCAAUUGUUCUUGAGUGAUGAACUUUCACUGCAGAAUUUCAGGUUAGUUACAAAUAGCUCAAUUUUGAAUAUACAUUGAAUAAUCAUUGUGUACUGCACCGAUAUGUGUGUAUAUUUAGAUAUACGUAUAUACACAUGCAGCGGUUCUGAAUUGCAUUUUUUAUAACGUGAUUUGCUGACAUAUUUUAGUGAAGGUCAGCAGUUUUCUAACUUGUGCCUAAGAAUUAUUGGGAAAUGAAAAUGCAUUUCUAUCCAGCUUCCCAGGAAUAUUUCUACCCAAAAUAGAAAAAGGAAAAAAAAAAAAAAAAGAUACAGAGAAGAAGCGCCUUUCAACCUACCACCAAGUGGUACUCUAACACAAACACCAGCGAUUUGUGAACGGUAACUGCCUUUGGAACAAUUGGCUUCUUAGUCCACAUGACGUGAGGUCACUACUAUUCCAUUCGCAAGUUUCAGUUACGAAUCCUCCUGUCGUUGAGUAGAUGAGGGAUGGCAAUAGUAAGCCCUAAAGGGGUUGAGCAGUUUUGCCAAUGUUACUCAUGACAGUGACUCAUCUAUAUAGUCUUGUAACACAAGUUUUGCUUUAUUCUUAAAUGGCAUCUUGGAACUGGUCAUAAGCUAUUAGUGCACCCUCCAAAAAAAAAUGGAGGAGCAUGACCUUGUAGAGUGAGGGUGAGGAGACCUUGGAGAUGACCAAGACCAUUCAUGUCCUAUCCUCAUGAAGGAAUACUGCUGAUGGAUCCAUAUUUGACCAGGCACACAGUAGGAAAGCGUCCUCCUCAUUCCAUUUGGUUUGCUCCAGUAGGAUGCUAUAAAGAGUCAACUCAUCAAAAUCUGACCCUCAGGCCUGCAUUUCAUAGGCAACCCCACUUCAAUUUGGUUCUGUAUCUCAACCACAUCAUUGCACAUUGAGAUGGCUCAGGGGUUCUAGCAGGGGCUUCCAGAAAACCAAACUGCCCUGGGGGACCAUUUCUGAGAGGUGCUAGAUCAUCACAUGAUCUCCCAGAAACCCAGCUGUACUUUCUCCUGGAUGCUUAAGCAAUUCCUUAUCUGAUAAUGGUCCUAUCCUAGGACCAGAAGGAUCUCCCAAACAGAGAAGCCCAGUGAAACAGCCAGCCAGCAGACCCUGGCUACUGAACUGGCCUUUGUCUCUGAAAUGGUAGAAUUAGAAUGUGAAAGGUAUUCAUGUAGUGCUGUGGAAGAUUAGGAGCAUGAAACACAAAAGAAAGAAGUAGUUUUAACAGUCAAUAUGGUGAUGAUAAUGAUGCCUUUGUUUCCUGUGACAAAGACCCUGCACUUUUCUCCCCAAGGCCCCUCAAAGUUGUCCUGAGCCCAGGUCUAUCUUCAAGCAUGCCCACGGCAAGAAGAGCCACAGAGCCAGGAAGACAUGGCCCACGGAAGGGCUGGCUUGCCCAACAUCACACGUGUGGCUGAUGUGAAGGAAGACACUGUAUAUGUGCCUCACACCACUCCAAGUUGAGCUUCUUGGCCUCAGGCACAUUUUCUUUCUAGCAAACGUCCAAGGGCCUUGCCCAUUCUGGGGACGCACACAGUAGCUUCUCAGUGGAGAAACAGUUCUUUUCCCUUUAGUGGCUUUGCAUGAUCUGUGAUACUGAGUUGGGCAUUCCAUUAGAGUAGAUCAUGCCACGGUGACUAAACACACAAUCUUUAUCUUUCAGCAGGCACAGCUUGCAAACACAAAUUCAGUAGCAACUUAGCUCUCUGAAUUAGGAACCGCUUCCAUAACCGCACAUGCUAAAAGCAGUUACACAGCAAUACAGACUUCAGUGUGUGAUACUAGAAUGUGGUACAGUGUGUUAGGCUGUUGCGGUCAAAGUCGUAGCAAUGUUAGAACUAAGGAAUCCCUCUUUAGGUGGACUAGAGUUCUGCUCUAAGCAGCCCUGACCUGGGCUCUUGAGCUCAUUUCCACAUGGCCCUGGCUUCAUUUCUUCAUCACCAACGCCCAUCAGGUAUGACUCCUCCUCUGAGUCAUGACUGCUCCCCAAAACGCAGGCGGCAGUAGCAGCCACGUCUCCUCCUUAAUACCUCUGCCCCAUACCAUUAGGAUUCGGACCUCUCUCGGCAUGGAAAGCUGCCUCUGUCUGCCUCCCGGGCUGGGGUGCUGUGUCCUCAUCUAGAUGCCACAGCGUCCCGACCUGCUGCAGACAGACCUGCUCAACCGCUCGGUCUCGUCAUGGGGUUGGGAGACCUGCCCCACCCUGUCCCCAACAACUGCUUGCCACAGGCUGGGACGAGGGGGUUCUGGCUGGAUGUCAGGAUGGGGUGGGGUGGGGGGGGCGCGCACUCUCUGGGAUUAGUUUAACGGGGCCACAACAUUCCUCUUCCUGUCCCUCCAGUUUCUGUGUUGCAUAUUUGUGUUUAAAUCUAAAGCCUAUUAAAAUGAACUUGAGGGACCUUCUGUGAUAUCCACUUGAUAUAACUGGAGACUUGUCCCUCUCAGGCUGGGGACCCCAGGCAGGAGGCAAGAGAGGUGUUGUACAGGUCGGGUUCCUCUUCUGUGUGUGUGCCAGGGUUAGCCAGUUGUUACUGAGAGGAGUCUAGGGAUUCCCCUGUCGCCAGACCCUGCAGGUCCAAGGUCCCUGCAUCCACUCUUCCACCCAGGGUCUUUGGCAGCUCAUGCUGUGGACUUUGGGAGCUUGAUGGCUCUGCUCUGCCCAGCUGGGUUGAGCUGGUUGGAAGGAGGACACAAAUUUAAAAUUCAGACCUGGAUGAGGAUGUUUCUACCCCACAGAGAGUUUGACCUGCC